AUGUCUGUCCAGUUUUCUUCACAGGCACCCUGGAGGAACAACAACUUCAGUUUUCUAAGCAGGGAGGCAGCUGUAACAGAGCAAGGAGAGACUAUCAUAGGUUUCUACCUACUGGCUUUAGGCUGGCUGUCUUGGUUUGGAAACAGCAUUGUGAUUUUUGUCCUGUAUAAACAAAGACACCUUCUGCAGCCCACCGACUACCUCACAUUUAACUUGGCAGUAUCAGAUGCUAGUAUCUCUGUGUUUGGUUAUUCACGGGGAAUUAUUGAAAUCUUCAAUAUUUUCAGAGAUGAUGGAUUUAUUAUCACAUCAAUAUGGACUUGCCAGGUCGAUGGCUUCCUGACACUCCUCUUCGGCCUGGCUAGCAUUAAUACCCUUACAGUAAUCAGUGUGACUCGCUACAUCAAGGGCUGCCAUCCUGAGAGAGGUCACUGCAUCAGCAACAGCAGUAUGACUGUGGCUCUGGUUCUCAUUUGGAUAGCAGCUUUCUUCUGGUCAGCAGCUCCAUUACUUGGCUGGGGCAGUUACACAGAUCGCAUGUAUGGCACAUGUGAGAUAGACUGGGCAAAAGCCAACUUCUCCACAAUUUACAAGUCCUACAUUGUCUCCAUUUUUAUCUGCUGUUUUUUCCUACCUGUCACAGUCAUGGUUUUCUCAUAUGUGUCAAUUAUCAAUACUGUCAAGCUAAGCCAUGCACUAACAGGACUGGGUGAUCCCACAGACAGACAGAGGAGAAUAGAGCGUGACGUCACCAGGGUUUCUAUUGUCAUUUGCACAGCCUUCAUUAUUGCAUGGUCACCAUAUGCUGUCAUCUCUAUAUGGUCUGCCUAUGGGCACCCUGUGCCAAAUCUUACCAGCAUCCUUGCCAGUUUGUUUGCUAAGUCUGCCAGCUUCUACAAUCCCAUUAUCUACUUUGGAAUGAGCUCUAAAUUUCGGAGGGACAUUUUCAUUUUGUUCCAUUGUGCCAAGGAAGUCAAGGACCCUGUGAAGCUAAAACGGUUCAAAAACCUCAAGCAAAAACAACAAGAGCCCUCUCAGAAAGGAGAGAAGUAUGCAGGAGAAAUGCAUCCCGCACCAAGCCCUGAUUCUGGAGUGGGAAGUCCAACCAACACCCCACCUCCAGCAAACAGGGAAGUGUAUUUUGGUAUUCUUGAUACACCAUCUAAUAACCCUGAUAUUGAAUGUGAUAGACUGUAA
Indicator indicator is the source of this 1197-nucleotide messenger RNA. Its product is annotated as opsin-5-like. Gene Ontology annotation, cellular component: membrane. Gene Ontology annotation, biological process: G protein-coupled receptor signaling pathway. Bases 1 to 1197 code for a protein of 398 amino acids. Gene Ontology annotation, molecular function: G protein-coupled receptor activity. The record is from RefSeq and is a predicted model, not a curated record. NCBI's taxonomy places the organism in Eukaryota, Metazoa, Chordata, Aves, Piciformes, Indicatoridae. The transcript is spliced from 6 exons.